UGAUGCAUCAGAGUAGCAAGUCUGAAGCUGGAAGGCCAUUGAGAUUAUGAUAAUACUCUAACGCACACUUAUACUGAGGUCACACAUAAUCCAUAGAGAUUUUCUUGUUGCAAGGCAUUUGAUACUCUUUGCUCUCGUACAGAUCCUUUGUUGAUUUAAUGGAAUAGCAGAGCAAACAUCGAAUGUGAUCAGUACCCUCUAUUUCCUAUUUGAAUAUUCUUACUUGAAAUUUUCCUAUUUGAAUAAUCAUCUCAUUGUAUGCUUUGCUUUACGUCGAGCAUUUGACGGGCACUCGUUGGUACAUACAGGAACACAAGGUCUCUUUCCUCCGUGGGUGGCUAAUACAUUCCCGAUCGUCUCCUUUAUCUGCACCUGAAAUAUAUAUCAGGAGUAUUCUGAAGCAUAUAAUUCCCUGGAGUUCUAUAUCUCAAGAUAAAAAGGAGAGAACAUGUCUCUGCAAGAGUAGAAUGUUGCCUUGUCCAAUUUGCCACGACCAGUCAAACGGACGCGGGGGCGGGUGGUGUGUGCCUUCACCUCACGCGCCACCCUCUCCCCCCUUCACCACCAACACACAAACCAAAGGAGACCCGAGCUGACCUCUGCUCACCGUCAAUCUCUCGGUGUAUCGUCAUCUAUCUCUGUGCCUCGAGUGGAACACGAAUUAAUUGUCGGGAAGAGGCAAACAUGGAAGGAAAAGAUGGGUGUCUUCAAAUGUGGCACCCUUGUGUUUCACGACAGCGUCAUCCCAUCCCAGAAAUGUGCCCCUCCAACCCGAAAAAUCCUUCACCUCCAUCAAAGAAGAAAGGGAAAAGGAAAAGCUGGCCUUCUCUCCUGUGCCCAAAUUGCAUCGGACUCUUUCAGUUUUGUCUUGGUCAGACCUUCCACAUGGAGGGUGAAAACAGAAGGAACUUUCCAUCUCUCUCUUCCUCUCCACACACCUUUAUUUCUCCAUCAUCACCUCUCUCUCUCUCUCCAUCAGUUGUGUUCAUGACCUGUUCUUUGUGAAUAGGCCUGUUUCUAUUCCGGGUCUUGCCUUGUAUCCGACUUUUCUUGAUCUCCUUUCCCUUUUGUUCUCUUUUUAUUCAUCUGUAGAUGGAGGUCAGGAUGACGAAGAAGAUGAGAAAGAUUACCAAGGAAACAUCUCCAUCGACUUCUUGUUCCUCCUUUGGGGAUGAUGCCAGGCAAAGAUUCAAACACCAAUCCCUCUUGCAAGAUUACAUGGAGCUGCUUAAGGAAACGGAAGCAAAGAAGAAGAAACUACAAGAGACAAGACUAAAGAAACUGCAGCUCCUGGCUGAAGUCAGAUUCUUGCGAAGAAAAUACAAGACAUUUUCAGAAAAUCCAUCUCAGGGAAUCCCAUUUAGAUUAAAGAAGCAAUCUUAUCGAGUCCCAUUCCCAUCCCCAUCCAUCUACAGCGCUCUGCUAAUGAGUUCGCUUGUUCCAAAUGAAGUACCUACUAAGGGAAAGCAAUAUGGAGUAUUGGAAGCUGCAAAUACAAGUAUUUCUGUGAUGGAGUCUUCAUCGGUAAAUCCACGUCGAUUUAAGAAGCAAUCUCACAGAAACCUGUGCUCAUCCCUUUGUGUUGCACAAUCGAUGGAUGUUUCCAUUCCAAGGGAAGUGCCUUCUCAAGAUAAGAAAUAUCGAGUGUUGGAAGCUGUGAAUACAAGCACUUCUCCACGGUUUGAUAAGAAUCAAGUCUCUUUAAUGAAUGGGGAAGAAAUGGAGCUUCAAUUGAAGCAGGAUAUUCUGAAAAUGGGAAAAUUGAAAAGAUGUUCAAUGAAUGGAGGAGGCUCAAAUGAUUUAAAGUUAGCCAUGUGUAGAGAUGUUGGAAAUAACUCAAACAGGGUUUCUAAGAGGAAAAUUUCAUGGCAAGACCAGGUAGCUUUGGAGGUUUAGAGGUGCAUCCAAUUUCAUGUGUGAGAAAGGUGGUGGAGGCAAUGGUGGUGUAGGACUUUCCUACGGCAAGCAGUCUGUGCAUAUAGGCAUUUGCUUUUAUGGUGCUGGAGUUGGAAGAAGCUUGGCAAUUCUUUUGUUUGGGAUGGUGUCUCCUUGUAUCCGAGCUUUGCAAUUGUAAUUAAUGCAGAUGUUAGAUCAUGCCAUAAAUGACUUAGAAUCAACAAGUGACAGAAAUGUUGGCUCUCUUUUCAUUUCUGACUAUUGUAGAUUGAUUAUAGAAUUGUUUUUUUUCAGCAAUCCACUAUUGUAGAUUGAUUCUACAGAUGGUUUGUUCAGUAGUCCAUUAUUGUAGAUUGACUCUAACAUUGUUUACUCAUUAGUUUUGAAGGUGAUCUUCUGGUUUACUAUUAUUUCA
This is a messenger RNA of Musa acuminata AAA Group (dessert banana), 2311 nucleotides long. RefSeq lists its product as uncharacterized. The coding region runs from base 1093 to 1896 and encodes 267 amino acids. The record is from RefSeq and is a predicted model, not a curated record. NCBI's taxonomy places the organism in Eukaryota, Viridiplantae, Streptophyta, Magnoliopsida, Zingiberales, Musaceae. The transcript has 5 exons.